AUGGAGGGAACAAGUGGCUUCGGAGAUCCUUGCCCCUCAGCCGUCCCACUGCAAAAGGGGCCCUUUGCAGGAAGAACGAGGGAGGCCCUAGCUGCAACAGCAGGUCCAAACUUCCAUUUGGAGCCGGGGUUUGGAUGGGUGUUGUUGGUGCUGAUAUUGGCGGUUGUUUUGCAACUCUUUUUUGCACUUAACGUGACGCGGGCCAGAAUACGCUUUGGAGUACAGCCUCCCGAUGUCUACGCCAUUAAGGGGGUGACAGGAAGGGGAGGAACCUUUUCUGACGAUGCAGCAGACUCCACGCUGCUGCGUCUGUCAGCAAAGGAGUGUGAUGUCUUUAAUUGCUACCAAAGGGCCCAUCAGCACUCAGUUGAGAUGUACACGAUUUUCAUUCCUAUGCUUUUGACGGGAGGCCUCGGCUUCCCGCUCACAUCUGCCCUUGGAGGCCUCGUGUUUCUCCUAGGGACGUUUGUCUAUGCCCUAGGAUACUACACAGGGGAAGCUACCAACCGACGAUGGGGUGCCUUUCAGGUCGUCGGAUUGGUGAUCUGUUUAAUUACCACUUUCCUUGAGGCCCUUCGGCUGAUAUGGCUCGGCUGA
This is a messenger RNA of Cyclospora cayetanensis, 597 nucleotides long. RefSeq names its product microsomal glutathione S-transferase 3. Gene Ontology annotation, molecular function: glutathione transferase activity; glutathione peroxidase activity. The transcript has 6 exons. The record is from RefSeq and is a predicted model, not a curated record. Bases 1 to 597 code for a protein of 198 amino acids. Gene Ontology annotation, cellular component: endoplasmic reticulum; membrane; nuclear envelope. NCBI's taxonomy places the organism in Eukaryota, Apicomplexa, Conoidasida, Eucoccidiorida, Eimeriidae.